CAACGCUUUAUUCUUGCACUGUACUGUGGAUUUGUAUUGAGUUACAAAAAGUCCAAAACUGCACUCUGUUAUAUUAUUUAUACGAACACUCACUGAUUGAGCAACUAACCUCAUCAUAAUUUAUAGUCUUGAGCCAUUCCACUCAAAUUUUAUUCUUUUCGAGUUACCAUAAUUUAGAUUUAUAGUCAGUUCAUCAAUUCAGAUCUUCUUCUCUCCGGUAUGGACAACUCGGAAGACAAGGUUGUCGCCGUCAUCAUGGUCGGCGGUCCAACAAAAGGGACUAGAUUCCGGCCUCUUUCGUUCAACACUACGAAACCCCUUUUCCCAUUGGCUGGGCAGCCCAUGGUUCACCAUCCCAUUUCAGCUUGUAAAAGGAUACCCAAUUUAGCACAAAUCCUUCUAAUUGGGUUCUAUGAGGAACGGGAAUUUGCACUUUAUGUCUCUUCCAUCUCAAAUGAGCUCAAAGUUCCAGUCAGAUACUUGAAAGAGGACAAGCCACAUGGUUCUGCUGGUGGCAUUUAUUAUUUCAGAGACAUGAUUAUGGAAGAGAGUCCGUCACAUAUCUUUUUGCUGAAUUGUGAUGUUUGCUGCAAUUUUCCUUUGCCUGACAUGCUUGAGGCUCAUAAAAAAUAUGGUGGCAUGGGAACAAUGCUAGUUAUUAAGGUUUCUGCUGAAUCUGCUCAUCAGUUUGGUGAGUUGGUUGCUGAUCCAAUCACCAACGAGUUGUUGCAUUACACUGAAAAACCUGAGACCUUUGUGAGUGAUCUGAUAAACUGUGGUGUCUAUGUCUUUACUCCUGAGAUUUUUACUGCAAUUCAAGAUGUUGCUACUCACAGGGAAGACAGAGCUAAUUUACGGCGUGUUUCAAGCCUUGAAGCCCUCCAAUCUACAACAAGCCGGACCUUUCCUACUGAUUUCGUGAGAUUGGAUCAAGAUAUUUUGUCUCCCCUUGCCGGGAAGAAGCAGUUAUACACAUACGAGACCAUGGAUUUCUGGGAACAGAUCAAAACUCCAGGGAUGUCCUUGAAAUGUUCAGCUCUGUAUCUUGCUCAAUUCCGACUUACGUCUCCCCAUAUUUUGGCUGGUGGAGAUGGUAUUAAGAGUGCUAUGAUUAGUGGUGAUGUUUUUAUUCAUCCAUCAGCAAAAGUACAUCCAACUGCAAAGAUUGGUCCCAAUGUCUCUAUUUCAGCAAAUGUUCGGGUUGGUGCAGGAGUAAGACUUAUCAGCUGCAUCAUCUUAGAUGAUGUUGAAAUUAAGGAAAAUGCCGUUGUUAUUCAUUCUAUUGUUGGCUGGAAGUCGUCUCUUGGAAAAUGGUCACGUGUCCAGGCAAAGGGAGACUACAAUGCAAAGCUUGGAAUCACCAUUCUUGGCGAAGCUGUGACUGUUGAAGACGAAGUUGUGGUGAUUAAUAGCAUUGUUCUUCCCAAUAAGACUCUUAACGUUAGUGUCCAGGAGGAGAUCAUAUUGUAGCAUUUGAGAUUAAGAGAGCCAGCUAAGCCAACUCUGUUCUCUUAGUUUUGUUUUACGUUUGAAUUUUUUAUGGCGCUAGAACAGCGAGGAAAUGGUUUCUCUCAACACGUGCGAUCGAUAUCAUUUUGUUUAUUACCCAUUUGUAGACAAAUUUUCAGAUGAAUAAAGGUUUUGAUAUUUUCGGUAAAGAAAAAUAGUGAUGGACAAAAGCUUGUUCUAAAUAAAUGUUUAAAUGCAGGAAUGCAAAUUAAGGUUUUCAUGUUA
Molecule: messenger RNA, 1734 nt
Organism: Humulus lupulus (European hop)
Lineage: Eukaryota; Viridiplantae; Streptophyta; Magnoliopsida; Rosales; Cannabaceae
Exons: 15
Coding region: 220-1470 (416 amino acids)
Biological process (GO): biosynthetic process
Cellular component (GO): cytoplasm
Source: RefSeq, a predicted model, not a curated record